UGUCUCCGGAGACACAUCUCAACUCAGCUGCUCCACUCUGAGGCUCAGGGUGCCUCCAGCGCUCCAUUAACACCCCGACCCACCUCUGCUGGCAGGACUCCUCCACCUGCGCUUCAGCUCCAACUGAGACAGGAUCUCUCUCUCGCGCGCAGCGGACUCUCUGCAGGGAAAGUUUGCCCUCCUGGUUUAUUUAAGAUGAAACUUGAAGUUUUCUCAGCGCACCACUUUGCGCAGAAGCCACUGGAGUUGUGCUUGGACGCAGACAGGGGAGUCCCGUCUCCUCUGUCCGCAGAUGAGCUCGGCUCGGACGGGGACUGCAUGGCCAACAGCCCGGCACCUGUCUCCCAGAGCGGGGACGGCAGCAAAGGGAAACCCUACACCCGCAGACCCAAGCCCCCUUACUCCUACAUCGCUCUGAUCGCCAUGGCCAUCCGGGAGUCCAGCAGUGGCCGCCUCACGCUGGCAGAGAUCAACGACUACCUGAUGAAGAAGUUCCCAUUCUUCCGUGGCAGCUACACCGGCUGGAGGAACUCCGUGCGCCACAACCUCUCCCUCAACGACUGCUUCCUCAAAGUUCUGCGGGACCCGUCCAGGCCCUGGGGCAAGGACAACUACUGGAUGCUGAACCCGCACAGCGAGUACACCUUUGCAGAUGGGGUGUUCCGCCGCAGGAGGAAGCGCAUCGCUAAGGUGCCCUCCAAGGAGCAGGAAAGCCCGGACAUCCUCAGUGAGGACACCCGCCUCUCUCCCCCGGAGGAGAGAGUGGCAGUCAAGUUCUCCAGCUCCUUCGCGAUCGACAGCAUCCUCAGCACGCCGUACAAACGGAAGGAGGACAGUCACGCUGACGCACAGAGCUCCGGCCACCUGCUGUACUGGCCCCCAGGGCCCCACAUAAUGCCGUACUCUCUGAACUACCCGGUGCAGCACACGUACCUGUCAGAGGCGGCGUACAGCAGCGCAGAGACCAGCCGACAGGCGCCCUCGCACCUGCAGCAGUCAUCUGCGCGCGCGGGCGCACCUGAGGCCGCCUUCAGGAAGCCCAGCAAAGCUCGAGGCUUCCACAUAGACUCCCUGCUGUCCUGAAACAGCCGCGCUGCUGUCAGACUGUCAUUCUGAACCACGACGUGCACUUUCGUGAGCGCGCUUCCUGCUGACAGCGCUGUCAAAACUGUGCGCAACUUCUCACCCUGACCAAGCUGCUGUAGACUCCAUUUACGGUUAACCAUAAUAAUAAUAAUGAGUAAAUAUAACGAACUGUCAGAAAAAAUGAAAUUGGUGCGUGCGCGCUCCAGUGCGCGUGCGCGUCCGAUUAUUUUUUAGAGCGCAUGUUUGUGUUUUUGUGGUUCAUUGGUCAUUUCUGCUGAAUGAUGGCAAACAUCAGAUCUGUCAUUUUAUUUAUAUUUUCUUGUUUUUUACGACUUGCUUUUUUAAAAAUAAAAUAUUUGUAAAUAUGUUGACAGAGCUCACGUGGCUGCACAAACGCAGAGGAUGAUUGAAUCAUGCUUGAUAUUUUUAUGAAUAAAAAAGUGAAACGAUGGGAUGGUCAAACACUUAUUUAUUUAUUAUUAAAGUUGCUGUUAGAAUAGAGGCACGUGUGCGCAUGUGUGACAAAGGCCUCACACCUGCUCAACAGCAACUGCGCUGUAUAUGAUCACCUUUAUGCAGAAAAAAGAAAAUAAAGCUGAAAUGUACAUCCAUCUUUUUGUCUUGUGUUUCCUGUCAAAGCUUCACUGAUUUUUUUAGGUUUGAAUCGUUAAUAAAAUGGCAACUAAAUAACAGUAAAGUGUGAUUUAAAUACAAAAAAAUACAAAUAAAUAUAAAAAGAAAGUCUUCAUCCGUGCAUAUCCACUCAAACAGUUGAUAAAAAAAUAAUUUAAUGUAACAAAAACUCAAAAACAUAUCAAAUCGAUUUAGAUUUCUAGACUUUAAGUAAUAAUGUCUGUAUAUUUGAUCAAAUUGACUCAUAUUAUUUUUUUUUAAUAAUUAUGUUCUACAUUAAGUGGAAUCUGAUUUAAAAGAAAACAAAAUAAAAAGUGAAAAUGUUUUCCCCUUUCACCUCCUCACAUCCAUAACACCUGAAAUUAUGUUGGUGUAUUGCUUACCCAAAAUGCAUCAUGUGUUUACGCCCAAGAGAGGGCUGAACUCUGAGGUCCUUACACUGAUCCCAUAAAACAAAAAAUAAAAAACAAACCAAAACAUACAGUUAAAGGAACAAAAAUACAAUUUAACCAGCACACAUAACUUAAAAAAACAUCUAACACCUAUAAAAAACAACUUAAAAAGCUGCUUUCAUUUCAUUGUUUUGUGUGUGUAUGAUCACAAUUUCUUUAUUGUGAUUCAAGCUUUGAAAUAUGAAAAUAAAGCUGUUUACGGCUGCCAAACUCAGGGUUGUGAAAGCCUU
Molecule: messenger RNA, 2401 nt
Organism: Oryzias melastigma (Indian medaka)
Lineage: Eukaryota; Metazoa; Chordata; Actinopteri; Beloniformes; Adrianichthyidae
Gene: foxq1b
Product: forkhead box Q1b
Exons: 1
Coding region: 196-1083 (295 amino acids)
Biological process (GO): anatomical structure morphogenesis; regulation of transcription by RNA polymerase II; cell differentiation
Molecular function (GO): DNA-binding transcription factor activity, RNA polymerase II-specific; RNA polymerase II cis-regulatory region sequence-specific DNA binding
Source: RefSeq, a predicted model, not a curated record